AUGGCUCUUUUCUUCGUCGGCUACUUACUAGCAGUAGCAAGUACGGUUGCAUUUAUUGUUGCGAUUUUAACUCCGAAGUGGAUUUAUCCAAAUAAUCUUCCCGUUUCGGAUGCAAAUCCUGCUUCUCCGGCUGAGUCCAACUAUCAGGGAAUCUUUUAUGUCGAUCAAGGCUUUGCGAAUAACACAUGUCGUGAUUGGAUUCUUACUCCCAAAGAUUCCGUAAACAGUUGCCGUCCUACUUAUGCGGUUGCUUGCGCAUCGUUGGCCAUAGUUGCAUCUUCCUUAUCCAUCAUUCUCCUUUGGCUUGCUGGUGCCUAUCUCUACAUCCGUCGUCGACGUCUCGCUCCUCAUUUCGUUACGUUUCUAGCAGCAUUGACAUUAUUAAUAUUUUUUAUCAGCGCAAUCAUCUGGAUCGUUAUGAUUACCAUGAAUCGUGAUAUUAAUAUGCGAAUACUUCGGCAGAGUAUCGGCUUUUCAACAUGGAUUGCUGUUGGUGCAAGUGGCGGUUAUUUGCUUACAUUCAUAUUAUUUGGUCUGUAUCGUCUCGAUCUUGGCCACCGAAGAAGAAAAAUAGUCGUCGCACCAAUACGAGAGACCGGCGCCCAAGCACUAAGUAUUAUUUGUAAUCGUUUGUAUGACCAACCGCAAUGUUCAACGUUAAUUUUAAUUCUUCUAAAUCUCUUGAAAUACGAUGGGACUUGGGAAAUUCGACAUGGAGCUUUAGUCACUCUAAAAUAUGUGUUCAGCAUUCUCAAAGAAAUACCCGAACAAAUUCGAACUCAAUGUGUUCAAGGUGUCCGAAAGUGUCUCGAAGACGAGUCCGACGACGUCGUGGCUACAGCUGCAGCAACCUUAAUACCCCUUGUGGCACAAUAUGAAUCUGUUGUUCUCGAUUGUGCACCUGGACUAAUCGGUGAAUUGAUUAGAUUACUCGACACAAUGGAUGAUUUGAACGCAGCUGCUAGUUCAAUCAUGAAUCUUCUAGCCAAAUUACUCGCAUCUAAUUCAGCAGAAAAAUUUAAAUUAUCGUUUGCUCAUGUUCUACCAAAAAUCUUUCCAUUCUGCCGUCAUCAUACCCUACCAUUUCGUUUAGCUGCUGUUCAAACUGUGAUGAAAAUCAUCGAAGCUAGUCAAUCAAAAUUAACUGCAUGUUCUUCGGAAGAAUUAGCUGUGCUAGAACAUACAUUUCGUCUACUUUUCGAACGAGCUAUUCUCGAAUCAGAUGAGAAGGUUUUGGCAUCAAUCGAACAAGCAUGGAAUAUUCUAUGUCAGACCAAUACUCUUGUGCAACAAUGUACCGCAUCAUCUUAUCAACGAUGGAUUUGUUUAUCUGUACAUCCUGCUAAAAUACCGAUUAAUCCCUUGUGGUUAAUAAAUGACGAUCAACCUCAACAAUCUACAUCGAUUGUUGAAAGAGAUGAUCGACAGUAUUUGAAUAGUUCAGCAGCAAACAAUCAGCAAUAUUUAGCAAUGGGAUUCACAGUAUGUCAUCAGGAAGCACCUCUAGAACAUGAUCGUGCAGUCAGCCGGUGUCGACGUUUAGCCGCUCGAUUACUUGGUCGACUAUUUGUUCACUACGAUCAACAACAAGCGCACGAUGUUUUAAAUUAUUUGACUCAACAUUUGAACUAUCGUUCCGCCGUACAACGGAUGCUUGCAGGAAUGAUUGCGAGCGAAUGGGCGAAAAAUUUGACGGAAUGCUCAUUGAAUACAACUGGUCUUCAAGAACGGUUAAAUCAUUCACUGAAUGAGACGAUUUAUUUCGAUGAAAUAGCACCAUCAUUUACGAAGUUGAAGCGCGAUUUUACAUCAUUCAUGCACGAAUGUGCGCGACAAAAUCUGUGCAGUCAGCAAUCAAUCGCCUCGAUCGAACUGCAUUCGGUGGAUCAUAUUAUUGAGUUAUGUAAUAAUGUUCAUUCAAGUAUUGAUAAUCAUCCGCAAUUGAAUGGACAAAAACAGAAUAUUCGUGACGAGGCUCAACGGAUACAAAAAGAAUCGGAGACACUUUCACUUAGAUCAACAGCUUAUUUAGCAUCGGCGUGUGUCUAUUGGCGUUUUCUUGGCGAACAACUUAAUCCAUUAAUUCGACCAAUGAUGGAUGCAAUAAAAAAAGAAUCUGACCCAUCUAUUCAAGACGAUAUAGCGAAUGCGGCAGCAGAACUUAUCUGGCAAUGUACACAACGUACCACAACUCCAAAUCCUAAUAAUAAAAUCAUCAAAAAUUUAUGCAAUUAUGUCUGCGCUGAUUCGGAUGAAUCUCCGCAUGUAAUCAGCCCGACGCGUUUCACAGAAUCCGGUGAAGCACCUUCAAAUGUUAACGAAGAAUAUAGUUGUACCACUCUAAAAGGUAUUUAUACAUGGCAAAAAACGAAUAGUGAUGAUACUUCAAAGAAUACAUUGACACGUGAUUCUUCUGGUGAUUCAACACCUACACCGUCUUCAGCUACUUCCAAUGCGAGAAAAUUUAGUUUCGAUACAUCGACUAACAACGAUUAUUCUAGACAUGGAGGAGAAUCUACUCUAGCUGCAAUUUGCCGUCGAUUCGGUACUGAAUUACAAAGCAAAUUACCUGAUCUAUAUAAUCGAGUCGUCUCCAAUCUGGAACAAUUCACCGAUGAACUGUGUAAAACACAAUCGACUGAUGAUGCACAACAUCUGGCAGAUACAUUACAAAUCCUCACGACUCUUAUUCCACAUCUUCAUGAUACAAUUUUAAACGAUUACUUGAAACUCUUACCAAAUAUAUCGCGAUGCUUAUCAUCAAAAUAUACAGCUGUACGAUAUUUCACAGCACGUUGUCUCGGUGUUUUCUCGAUGUAUAAAACCGAACAUGUAUUCAAACACAUUAUCGAAUUCAUCCUUCCGAAACUAACAAAUACGAACAUGGACACAAAUUAUUUACAAGGACCCAUCGAAGCCCUCUUUCAUAUAAUUGACAAACAAGCACUUAACAUUGUCCCAUAUGCGAGUUACUUAAUGAUACCUUGUAUUCAAUCGAUGACACACCAGGAUUGGUAUAUACGAUCCACAGCCAGUAAUUGCUUCGCCGUUCUGAUUAAAUAUUAUGCUUUGAGUAAUGACGAUAAAGCAACUGGAGAGAAAAACGGAACAGAUAAUGGCGAUUUUCUUGAACAACUUUUUGAUAACAGAAAAAUGCCUGUGUACCAUUUACCAAUGCCAGUUAAAGUGGAUAUUCGACCAUAUCAACAUGAUGGCAUCAAUUGGUUGAUGUUUCUCAAACGAUAUAACCUCUCGUGUGUUUUAGCUGAUGAUAUGGGUUUGGGAAAGACAUUACAAACGAUUUGUGUUCUUGCUGCAGAUAUUGUUGAACGACGGAAGGAGAACCUAGAAAUUCGACCAUCGCUUGUUGUUUCACCACCGACAUUAACACGACAUUGGACUAGUGAAAUGAAUAAAUUCGUUAGUGAAGAUAUUCUACGACCAUUGCUCUAUUCCGGAAAGAAUCUAGCUGAACGUGAUGGAUUACGAAACAAAUAUUUACAAAAUUUCAAGGAAUACACUGUCAUUGUGGCGUCCUAUGAUGUUGUUCGUAGUGAUAUUGCGUUUUUCUCGUCAGUGCCAUUCAAUUAUUGUGUACUGGACGAAGGUCAUGUCAUUCGAAAUUCGAAAACCAAAUUAUCAAAAGCUAUCCGUCAGAUACAAGCAGCUCAUCGUCUUAUACUAUCCGGUACACCAAUACAAAAUAACGCACUUGAACUAUGGAAAUUAUUCGAUUUUCUUAUGCCGGGUUAUUUGGGUUCGGAAAAACAAUUCAUUCGUCGAUAUCAAAAACCAUUGAUUGCCUCCAGUCGAGAUCGUGAUCUUGAGCACGGACAACUGGCGAUGGAUGUUUUACAUAAACAAGUCAAACCAUUCAUGUUACGUCGUCUGAAAACCGAUGUUUUAGACGACUUACCGCCGAAAAUCUUACAAGAUUAUUAUUGUGAUUUAAGCUCUAUCCAGUGUAUGCUCUAUGAAGAUUUCGCUAAUAAAACGAAAGAACAAGCCAGAUAUUCUGAUAACGAUUCACAGAAUCAAAAUGGAAAUUCGUCGACAGGUCAUGUCUUUAAGGCUUUGCAAUAUUUACGAAAACUGUGUAAUCAUCCUGCUCUAAUUCUAACGCCCGAACAUCCCAAAUGGAUUAAUGUACAAAACGAAUUAAAAGAAUCCCAUAUUAGUCUGAAUGACAUUCGAUUAUCCGGCAAAUUACUUGCACUUAAAGAGCUUUUCAUCGAGUGUGGAAUUGGUGUAUCAAAAGAUGCUGUUGUAUCAACUCAUCGUGCAUUAGUUUUCUGUCAAAUGAAAGUCAUGAUUGAUGUCAUUAUCAAUCAAGUCCUUGGAACUAUGGAAAAUGUUAGUUUUCUUCGUUUGGAUAGUUCAUUGAGUGCUGUCGAUCGUUUUAAUACAGUUAAUUUAUUCAAUUCAGAUCCAAGUAUUGAUCUUCUUUUACUUACGACACAUAUCGGUGGUCUCGGUUUAAAUUUAACUGGUGCUGACACAGUUAUUUUUGUUGAACAUGAUUGGAAUCCAAGCAAAGAUCUGCAAGCAAUGGAUCGGGCACAUCGUAUCGGACAAAAGAAAGUUGUCAACGUCUAUCGACUAAUCACACGAAACACCAUCGAAGAAAAGAUUAUGAAUCUUCAACGAUUCAAAACCAAUCUGGCGGAUACUGUCUUAGCUUCAGAUAAUAAUUCAUCUAGUUUACUAAAUUUAGAUCGAGAAACGAAUUUGAUUGAUCUUAUAUCGUUAGGCGAUGAAGCGAAAGGACAAUCGCUGUUAGCGGACAACUCGUCAAAGAAAUCGACUAAUAAUAACAAGAAGCAAACACUAAAAGCAAUACUUGAUACAUUCUCGGAACAAUUGGACAAUGAUGAAGAAUGUUACAGUAAUGAAUACGAUGUGAACAAAUUUGUUCAACAACUUUGA
Molecule: messenger RNA, 4926 nt
Organism: Adineta ricciae
Lineage: Eukaryota; Metazoa; Rotifera; Eurotatoria; Adinetida; Adinetidae
Source: the annotation of a GenBank genome assembly